This is a messenger RNA of Tachysurus fulvidraco (yellow catfish), 6860 nucleotides long. RefSeq names its product cugbp, Elav-like family member 5a (gene celf5a). The transcript has 12 exons. Bases 216 to 1925 code for a protein of 569 amino acids. Gene Ontology annotation, biological process: mRNA splice site recognition; regulation of alternative mRNA splicing, via spliceosome. Gene Ontology annotation, molecular function: mRNA binding. Gene Ontology annotation, cellular component: cytoplasm; ribonucleoprotein complex; nucleus. Lineage: Eukaryota; Metazoa; Chordata; Actinopteri; Siluriformes; Bagridae. The record is from RefSeq and is a predicted model, not a curated record.
UGUGUGUGUGUGUGUGUGUGUGUGUGUGUGUGUGUGUGUGCGCGCCGGCCCGAAAAAGACCGCGGGUUUCCAGCUGACUCUCUCUCUCUAUCUCUCUGCGUGUGUUUCUUCUUGCGUGCGUGCUUGAGUGUGUGUGUGUGUGUGUGUGUGUGUGUGUGUGUGUGUGUGUGUGUGUGUGUGUGUGUGUGUGUGUGUGUGUGUGUGUGUGAGAGUGUAUGAGCGUGCGUGUAUGUGUAUUUGUGCGAGUGUAUGCGCGUGCGUGCGCGCGCGCGCGCUGUCAUUAUUGCUAUCCAGUCUGCUCCGCGCUUACGAUGGCCAGAUUCAUUCCGCGUGAGGCAGGAAGGCAGCAGCGCUGUCCCGCUCCCGCUCCGGUUACCGCUCCUGCUCCCUCACGCGCUCCGGUUCCGGUUCCGUGCAGCCUGCUCGCGCCUGGUCCCGGGGCAGAACCGAGCCCACAGCCGCUCCUCUUCCUCCUCCUCCUCCCCUACCAGCACCAGGUUCUUCCCGAACCCAUGAACGGCUCCGAGUCCAUCUCCAUCCACCCGGAGAGCGGCACCAUGAAAGACCAAGACGCGAUCAAACUGUUUAUCGGGCAAAUCCCGCGCAACCUGGAGGAAAAAGACCUGAAGCCACUGUUCGAACAGUUUGGGAAAAUCCACGAACUAACAGUGUUAAAGGACCGAUACACCGGCAUGCACAAAGGUUGUGCAUUCCUCACCUACUGUGCCCGCGAGUCAGCCAUCAAAGCCCAGAACGCCCUCCAUGAACAGAAGACGCUGCCAGGGAUGACUCGUCCUAUCCAGGUGAAGCCGGCUGACAGCGAAAGUCGUGGAGACAGGAAGCUGUUUGUGGGGAUGCUGAACAAACAACAGACGGAGGAGGAUGUCUAUCGCCUGUUCGAGCCCUACGGAGUCAUCGAGGAGUGCACAGUGCUAAGAGGUCCUGAUGGGAACAGUAAAGGCUGCGCCUUUGUUAAGUUCUCCACACAUGCUGAAGCUCAGUCUGCAAUCAGUGCGCUGCACGGCAGUCAGACCAUGCCGGGUGCCUCAUCCAGUCUGGUGGUAAAGUUUGCUGACACAGACAAGGAGCGCACCAUCCGGCGUAUGCAGCAGAUGGUGGGCCAAUUUGGCAUCUUUAACCCGGCCAUCGCGCUGCCCUUCAGCACCUACAGCAGCUACGCACAUGCGCUGAUGCAGCAGCAGGCAGCCCUCAUGGCCGCCAGUCACGGUGGUUACCUGACGCCCAGCGUGGCGUUUCCGGCCACACAGAUCCACCAGAUGGGGGCGCUGAACAUCAACAGCCUCCCUCCCACUCCCAUGACCCCGGUGUCGGGUGAGUUUCAUCAGCCUCUGGGCCUUAGCUCACCUCCUGCCAGCCUCACGUCUUCAGCCGUGCCUAGCAUCGUCACUCCAAUUGUUAACGGCUUUACUGGCAUCCCUCACCAGCCCAAUGGACACCCAGCAGUGGAAGCUGUGUAUGCCAACGGUCUGCCUCCGUACUCCACCCAAAGCCCCACUGCUGCAGACACAUUGCAGCAGGCCUUCACUGGGGUGCAACAGUACACAGCGAUCUACCCGGCGACCACACUGACCCCUAUUGGCCAAAGCUUGCCACCACCACCGCAGGUCAUUCAGCAGCAGCAGCAGAGGGAAGGCCCUGAGGGCUGCAACCUCUUCAUCUACCACCUACCACAAGAGUUUGGUGAUAAUGAACUCAUGCAGAUGUUCCUGCCCUUCGGGACGGUCAUCUCCUCUAAGGUGUUCAUGGAUAGAGCCACCAACCAGAGCAAGUGCUUCGGCUUUGUGAGCUUCGACAACCCAGCAAGCGCGCAGGCCGCUAUCCAGGCCAUGAAUGGCUUUCAGAUUGGCAUGAAGAGGUUGAAAGUCCAGUUAAAACGGCCGAAGGACGCCAGCCGCCCCUACUGACACUGCUCCAACACACACAGAGCUACAGCACAGGUUUUGAAAAGUGAAAUCUCAAAAGGAGUUUGAUUUUUUUUUCUUUCAAAAUAAAAAAAAAGAUGAAAAAAAAAGAAGAAGAAGAAGAUGAAAGGCUUUUUUUCGAAGACAUAUCAGCAUUUAUGAAGACGUUCGUUCGAGUCGGAGAGAUGCAGGAGAAGCGGCUCACAACAGACUAACUACAAGCAGCCCGGCAUAGUGAGAAAGUCAAAGCAGAAUCAUGGUGGAAAAGCCCACAAGACCACAAGACAAGAACUUUUAAGCUACAGAACUUCUCUCACUAAGACUGAGUCAACAAAUACGCAACAAACAAACACACACAAAAAAAAAGCAGCAAGAACAACAUAGAUUUCUAUAUACAUAUUAUAUACAUGUGCUAUAUUAUGGAAGAGGCGCUUCCAGCUUUUAACGAUACUGGACUAAUGAGGGUUAAAACUUGAAAAUCAAGGAAAAAUGCAGUGGAAAGGAAAAAAAAGCUCUUUUUAACCACUGGCAGACCUUCAUUCUCUUUCUCUGUUUCCUUUCAAAUAUCGUCAUGUCUCUGAGCAAGCGCAGGACUUUUGGCCUUCUGUGGUCACGGAGGUUUCCAGAGGUACAGUGCAACUGAAAAAUCUUUCACUCCAAGGGACCAAAGGACCAAAAACCUUUUUAUUGUUCGACAGUAAUAUAUAGUAUUAAUGACGAUACUAAUAUGACAAACUACUACUAAUGAUGUUACAUGUUUGAAAAAAACAAAAACAAACAAACAAAAAAAAACAUUAAGAGGAAAUACUUGCUUCAGGUUGGAAGAGGAAAGAGAUUUUGAUUUCUUUUCCUUUUACAUUUAUAACUAGUGGGUUUCAGAAUAUUUAAACAAAAUAGAAAAAAAGAAGAAGAAAAAAAGUAUUUUAAAAGCUAUACUAUUUUAGAGGAGUAGAAUAUGUGGAUGGGUGAUUGUUAUGGGCACGUUGGGGUAUUUUUCAUCAACAGAGAUUUAAACUCUUUGUCUGGGACGUGUGGCACUGACCCACUGCCUUUCAGCUCCACCUCUGACCUUCACAUUUAUUUAGACAUUAAACUGAAGCACACAUGCCAGAGAAAUGACACUCACUGACCUGGUUGAACUUACACGUUCCUUUCAUUUAGCAAUCAGACAUUAAAAUACGGAGUAGUAAUACCUGCAUGUUCUGUGGACAAUCCAAACCACAGUAUCAGGGUUUAAUACAUAUUAGAGUUCAGGCAUAAUGAAGUGCACAAUUUCCCAUAAACGAUCAGUGUUAUUGCUGCCGUUUGCGUCAUUAGCUUUGUACUGAAGUUACUCAUGCUAACGCUGGACUCCUAGUUCCUUAACACUACUCAGUUUGUUAAUGAAAACUUGAUUCGUUUUCCAUGAUAUAAACUAAAGGGUAAUAAUAAUAAUUUACUCUUUUACAAAAUAUAGGACAAAAUAUCAGCACUACAUUAACCAUCUUUACAUCAGAACAUUUGGAAGACACCCUUAAAAGAGCAACUUAGAUUUUAUACAACUGAGCAUUUGAGGGUUAAGGGCCUUGCUCAGGGGCCCGGCAGUGUCAGUUGGGUGAACCUGGGAUUUGAACACACAACCUUCCAGAUUUGUAAUCCAACACCUUAACCACCAGGCUAUAACAUCCCCGCCAUUGCGUUGUUUUAACUAAUAGAGAUUAGAAAUACAAUUUUAAAACUAUUACAAACUACAAACAGUUUAAAAGAAUGAGUUAGCUAAGAGAACAUGGAGCUUACAUCUAAACUAAAACUAACAAGAACCAGAUUGCCAGUGUGUUCAUUUUAUUUCCCUUCAGCCCUUUCUCAGCAGCGGGCACACUGUGUGAACAGGAGCUCUUUAUCUAAGUCAUUAUAUUACUGAAAUAUUGACUAAUGUGAGUUUUUUCCUCAGCUGACUCUGACCCUGGUCUAAAAGACGUCUUUUCAGCUUCUCAGCUUAGCCAAAUCUUACAGUAUUCUGUUUUAAAGCCUCAAGGGUCCUUUAACAGGGAUUAUGGUAAUCCAGAGACCUACAGCCCAACACCCCACAUCAUUACCAUACAGCCUGUAUUGAUCAAAUGGCCAGGCUCAGCUUCUGCCUCUGCCUCUGCCUCAGCCUCAGGGCCACUUCUGCACAAUCAAUUACAUGACUGAGUUCAUUUUUUUACACUUUAUAUAACAAAAGCUUAAGACAAGCUCUGCGUGGGAUUGCUUUAUCGAUGCAGACCAGACCAGUGUUUAAUAAUACAGGUCAGAAAUGUCAUUAGAUAAAUGAAGAUAGUGAUGAGGCACAUCUUAAUGCUGCGAAAAGCAUUUUAGUGAGCAUGAAGAAUGAGCGCUAUUAGUAAGGCCACAGUGAGGGGCAGUUUAAAGGGCACAGACACCGACACCAUGAUGUACUUACAGCAGCUGCUGGUGUUCUGUCUGAUGAAUAGCACACACAAACACUCACACUCACACUCACACACACACACACACACACACACACACAAGCACACUCAGUGACACUGUUGACAAAAGGUCAGUGGAUGGAGCUGCAUUCCUUUAUAACAUGGUGAACGUCCACUGAGUCCCACAUAAAGAGCUGAAAAGGUGUUUUUUUUUUAUUUCUUAUUCACUCCAUAUUCAUGUUCGGCUUUAUUUUUCUCAACUGUCUUAAAGCUCAUGCACUCAUAUUAUUACCUUCAUGGUUACAAGUUUUGAACUGUAGAGUCUCCUUAUGAAGAUUACAGGGUGAACUUAAAAAAAAAAAAAACAACUAAUUUAGUUUUUAUUUCAUUUCAUUUUCCACAUUUUGAACCUUUUGGCAAACCAAGAAAUCUGUCACAAUCACAAGAGGCUUGUGACCGUGGAUGUCUGGUGUAGCAGGACGAUAUUAAUAACAUGGUCUAAAACAUAAUCGAGAAGCUAUCAUUCUUGUCUUAAACUUUACAGUCAUCCAGCAUACAGUCCAGAAAACAUCCAGCUACAACACAGAAAAUCCAGCUAUAUGGAAAAGGGAGCGACAUUUAUCUUCAUAUUCUCAGCAUUUACAUGGAAAACAAGGUCACUGUGGUGCACACAUAUUUCUGCUAUACAGAUUUUAUCCACUCGAUAAUCCCUGUUUCUCUCUCCCAGUAUUAACAAUAGAAAGAACUGGUUCUGUUCAUCAUACACACAGUGUCAGCACUUACACUUAGUUUUUGGUUUGGGAAAUGUAUUCAGUUUCCUUCUGAUUAUUUGCUAUCUCGGUGGCCACAGAAUAUUCUUAAAAACGGCUCCUUCUCCAACAGCGAGCAACAUAAUUCUUUAGCCAUUGUGUCUUUUAUUAGCUCCUGUUGUGCUUCCGAUGUUUGACCACAGUUAGAAAUAUCAGCUUAUAUCUGUCAGUGAGGAAAACAUUUCCCAGUCGCUGGUCACUCAGAAGAGGUCAUUAAAGUUUCAAUGAAAUUCAGAAUGAAGAAUUAUUUGCUGAACAGUUAAUAUAGUGGAGCUUUGCUUAACUUGCUCGUAUAGAGGAUCUGCCACUGGUCAUUAUGUUUUAUACUGGAAUUGGUAAGUCGCUAUUGAACAGGGUGCCGUUUUUAUCGGGUUAUAACGCCAUUUUCCGCAAGACUCCUGUUCACAUGGUAAUAUACUGUACACAUAUUCAGCCCUCGGGCAUCCGUGCUCUAAUAACCCUGCGUCUUCACAUCACCGAAUCCCUACGUUUCAGACAUGUGAAUUAUUAAAAUCAAAUUAAAUUUGGCUCUCACAUAUCAGCAGGCCUAAUGCAAAUUAAAAAUGGCAACUCACGCCUGAAGUUUAAUAAGUUUGAGACAUGAUAUGAUUACAGCGAGACAGUGGAAUAAAAUGGAGUAAACAUCAGGGUGAUGGAGGAGGAGUGUGUUAGUGUGAAUGAAGCUUAUCUUGUUUUUGCAGUUUAAAAAAAAAAAAAAACUUCCACUGCCGUUGCACUGCUCAUAGUCACAAGCGCUCUAAGUCACCAGCAUUUCUCAUUUGUGUUCUCAUUCCAGCUUUCUUCAUGCUCAGAGUUGAGUUUCUCACCAUGAUGCCCAGCGUGAUGUUUGAGCAUGUUCACACGUGGUGGCGGUGGGUGGGUGGGUGUUUGGAUGGUGAUUUACGGUGGGGCGUAAAGUAUAUUAACGGUACUACUCGUAUUAACAAUAUGAUUCUUUAAUUAAUUACCUAUGGUUUGUAUGCUAAGGAAAGUAGCUUAUUAUAGAUCUAAAAUGUGUAUAUUAGGGAACAUGAGCACAGGAGCCUUUCAGGGGCAUCUGCUGGGGGACGACGGGAGGGUGGGAUUGUGGGUUUUCUGCUUUAUAAGACCGUCUUGAACUUCUGGUUUCUCAGCACAAAAACCUAUGGAAGUCUGUAUACUGUAUACUGGAUUUGGGGGAAAUCAUGUGGAUGUGUGCGAUGGGUGAAGCAGGAAGUCCGGGUCACACGCUUACAGCCCAAACGAGACUAAGCUGUUUACAGGCACGUUUAUUUCUUUCUCCUAUUUUCUUUUGUUUUCUUAUUGGUUCCUGUUUUUUCAGGUAACAAGAAGAGUAAAGUUCAUGUUCUGCUCAAAACUUAAAACGAGACACAGUGCAGUAAUUAUUUUUUAUGAUGUGCAACUGAUGCAGUUUGGUCUUCUUCUGAGAAGCCAGACAUUCCAGUGUUGACUUUUUUUCAGGUAUUUGCAUAGAUUUAUUGUCAUGCCAAAUUAUAUAGUUUGGGUCACUAUUUAUUUAUUUAUUUAUUUAUUUAUUUAUUUAUUUAUUUAUUUAUUUAUUUAUGAUCUGUUUAUGUAUGUUGUUUCAUUUCUGUGAUCAUGAGUUGCUUUAUUUAAUGAUUACAUUUUAAAAAAAGAAGAAGAAGACAUCAAAAGGAAAUGCAUAAUGGGCUUUUCUCUUUCUCUUUUUUUCAAUUUUACAAUAAAAAUUUUAAACUACA